Messenger RNA from Morus notabilis, 2040 nucleotides. RefSeq names its product pyruvate kinase 1, cytosolic. Gene Ontology annotation, cellular component: cytoplasm. The transcript has 16 exons. The record is from RefSeq and is a predicted model, not a curated record. The coding region runs from base 178 to 1761 and encodes 527 amino acids. NCBI's taxonomy places the organism in Eukaryota, Viridiplantae, Streptophyta, Magnoliopsida, Rosales, Moraceae. Gene Ontology annotation, molecular function: pyruvate kinase activity; potassium ion binding; magnesium ion binding. Gene Ontology annotation, biological process: glycolytic process.
AUUAAAAAGAAGGUGCGAAGCGUGGAAAAGGGCAUAUUCUCUUCCCAUCACUUCCGACUUCUGAAAUUUUCCAAGCUUUUCAUAGCCUCCAUAGCUCUCUCUCUCUCUCUCUCUACUUUCUCUCUCUAAAAUCUCUAACCUUUCUCUCUCUAGUCUUCUCUGAUCGAAUAACCGAGGAUGCAUUCUGCUCACUUGCUCCUGGAAGAGCCGAUUAGGAUGGCUUCCAUCCUCGAGCCCUCCAAGGCUAGCUUUUUUCCCGCAAUGACGAAGAUUGUGGGUACGCUUGGCCCUAAAUCUCGAUCCGUGGAGGUUAUCUCUGGCUGCCUCAAGGCUGGAAUGUCCGUGGCUCGAUUUGAUUUCUCAUGGGGAGACCCGGAAUACCACCAGGAGACUCUGGAGAACUUAAAGGCGGCUGUCAAGAGUACUAAGAAGCUCUGUGCUGUUAUGUUGGACACUGUAGGUCCUGAGUUGCAGGUUGUAAACAAAAGCGAAAAGGCUAUCUCACUUAAGGCAGAUGGUUUGGUUGUUCUGACGCCCGAUCAGGGACAAGAAGCGUCCUCAGAGUUGUUGCCCAUCAAUUUUGAUGGACUCUCAAAGGCUGUGAAGAAGGGAGAUACCAUUUUUGUUGGUCAGUACCUGUUCACUGGAAGUGAAACUACUUCUGUCUGGUUGGAGGUUUCAGAGGUGAAAGGAGACGAUGUUGUUUGUGUGGUGAAGAACUCAGCAACCUUGGCGGGUUCUUUGUUUACUUUGCAUGCCUCUCAGAUUCAUAUAGAAUUGCCUACCCUUUCUGAUAAAGAUAAGGAGGUAAUAAGUACUUGGGGACUUAAAAACAAAAUCGACUUUCUCUCUUUGUCAUAUACCCGUCAUGCUGAAGAUGUUCGCCAAGCCCGAGAAUUCUUUUCUAAGUUGGGUGACCUUCAUCAGACUCAGAUUUUUGCAAAGAUUGAAAACAUAGAGGGAUUGACACACUUCGAUGAGAUUAUACAAGAAGCUGAUGGAAUUAUCCUCUCUCGUGGAAAUUUAGGAAUUGAUCUCCCACCCGAGAAGGUCUUUUUGUUUCAAAAAGCUGCCCUUUAUAAGUGCAACAUGGCUGGAAAGCCUGCAGUGGUUACCCGUGUUGUUGAUAGUAUGACUGACAACUUGAGACCUACUCGUGCAGAAGCAACUGAUAUCGCAAAUGCUGUACUUGAUGGAAGUGAUGCGAUUCUUCUUGGUGCUGAGACUCUACGUGGUUUGUACCCUGUCGAGACCAUCUCCACUGUUGGUAAAAUCUGUGCUGAGUCGGAGAAGGUUUUCAAUCAGGACUUGUACUUUAAGAAGACUGUCAAAUAUGUUGGAGAACCAAUGACUCAUUUGGAAUCUAUUGCUUCCUCUGCGGUACGAGCAGCAAUUAAGGUGAAGGCUUCAGUUAUUAUUUGCUUUACUUCAUCAGGAAGGGCUGCAAGAUUGAUAGCGAAGUACAGGCCAACAAUGCCAGUUAUAUCAGUGGUUGUUCCUCGGCUCAAGACAAAUCAACUAAGAUGGAGCUUUAGUGGAGCCUUUGAGGCAAGGCAAUCUCUUAUAGUCAGAGGCCUUUUCCCCAUGCUUGCUGAUCCCCGUCAUCCUGCCGAGUCUACAAAUGCAACAAAUGAGUCAGUUCUAAAGGUUGCCCUUGAUCAUGGAAAGGCGUCAGGAGUUAUAAAGUCGCACGACCGAGUUGUUGUUUGCCAGAAAGUCGGGGAUGCCUCAGUUGUCAAGAUUAUUGAGCUUGAAGAUUAGAAAAGCUUCUUGCCCUUUGUUUUGGGUUUUUGUUUCCGUCCUAAUUUUUGCAACUAAUGGAAUAUAAUGCCGUCACCUACCUGGUAUUAAUAUCCCAGGUUUUGGAAACCAGCUUGUUUAUCAACUUGAAUUUACAAUAUCCGGAGGCCAUUUUUAUUGUUGAUAUAAACAGUAGUCAUAGUAUCCAUAAUAACCCUUUGUUGGGUUUGUUUAUCACAGUAAUUCAUUGGUUUUUAAUCAAUGAUUUUAUUAAAGUUUCUUUGAUAUUAGUUUAACCAA